GACUGGUCCCGUCGGAUCCGAGGCGACCAAAUGUGGCGCUCAAGCAGCCUGGCCCGUAAUAGAGCUUUGACGUAGGACGACUCACUACAAAUGCCGCAGCUCCAAUCACUGGAGUGUACCAAUCCAUGUCGGCGCUGCACGAUGGGUCAGAUCUUUCUGGACGCAGGAGGUUCCCGGGCCACCCUUAAAGGAGUCGUUACCGUUCGAGCAGCCACCAAAGAAGGAGGGCAUGCUUACAGUCCUCUUUCUUCAUAUCAUUUCAACUCAGACACAGGCAGUGACGAUACUGCACAGAGCCAUGAAUGAUGCAAUCCAG
This is a messenger RNA of Kockovaella imperatae, 316 nucleotides long. RefSeq lists its product as hypothetical. NCBI's taxonomy places the organism in Eukaryota, Fungi, Basidiomycota, Tremellomycetes, Tremellales, Cuniculitremaceae. The transcript has a single exon. Bases 91 to 306 code for a protein of 71 amino acids. The record is from RefSeq and is a predicted model, not a curated record.